CUCCGCCAUGUUGGAUUCCGCACAACAGUUAACAGCAGCAAUCGAGAAAUCUCUUCGGAGCGUUGAAAAAUUAAGGAAUAACGCAGUAAAAGUGCAGCUAAACGACCAAAAACAUACGUAAAGUGUGAAUAAAAGGACCAACCAGCGAUUAAUCAUUAAUUGAGCGUUGAGCAAGCGCGAAAAGUACGCGAAAUCGACGUUUUGCAAAACGUCCGCAAUACGCGUCGCCAUUGGUGUGUGCGAAUGUGCGUGUGAGUGGGGGAGUAUUGGUGGGAGCGUCUGUGUGUGAAUGUGUGAGCGAGCGGCCCCUAUGAAAAGCAACAACAACAACAACAACAACGCCAGCAAAGGACCCACAGCAACAACAGCGUUUUAAUUUUCAAAUAAUGAGUGUCGCUGCAAUGACUAUGGACGAUCAAAGACCCUUGAUGAACAGUUACGAUAAAAUGCCCCCGACCAAAUACGAGCAAAACCUAAAUAUCCUAAACAGCAGCCAAAACAGUGGAGUCAGCGGCGGCCCCGCCUCCCCAACGCCCUCGGGCCUGGAGGACACGUCGUCACACCAUCACCAUCAUCACCAUCCGCACCAUCACCACCAUCAGGAGCAGCAACACUUGCAGCAGCAUCAGCAACUCCAGCAGCAACAGCAGCAGCAGCAACACGCAGCAGCUGUUGCAGAGGCUGUUGCAGCCGCCGAACAGCGACAACGCUUGCUCGAAGAUGAGAUCGAGAAUCUCAAACUGGAGCAGGCCCGCAUGGGUCAGCAGUGCGCGGACGCCCUGCGGCGCGAGAAGAUCCUCAUGCGGCGGCUGGCCAACAAGGAGCAGGAGUUCCAGGACUAUGUGAGCCAGAUUGCCGAGUACAAGGCCCAACAGGCGCCAACUGCCUUGGCCUUGCGCACUGCCCUUCUCGAUCCGGCGGUCAACCUUCUGUUCGAACGGCUCAAAAAGGAACUAAAGGCCACCAAGGCCAAGCUGGAGGAGACCCAGAAUGAGCUGUCCGCCUGGAAAUUCACACCGGACUCCAACACGGGUAAGCGCCUGAUGGCCAAGUGCCGUCUGCUCUACCAGGAGAACGAGGAGCUGGGCAAGAUGACCUCCAAUGGCAGACUGGCCAAGCUGGAGACCGAACUGGCGAUGCAGAAGAGCUUUAGCGAGGAGGUCAAGAAGUCGCAGUCGGAGCUGGACGACUUCCUUCAGGAGCUGGACGAGGAUGUGGAGGGCAUGCAGAGCACCAUUCUGUUUCUACAGCAAGAACUGAAGACCACUCGCGAUCGCAUCCAAACCUUGGAGAAGGAGAACGCCCAGCUGAAGCAGGUUAGCACGAAGGAUGAGGUUGUGGCACCGGCGACAACCACCAAUGGUGGCACCAUCCAGACGGUGGGCAAACUAGAGACCAUCGACGAGAACGCCUGUCUGGCGAGCAACCCAUCAAAUUCAGACUGUUACAAUGGCAACACUAACAACGAACAGAUCGUGGCCGUGCCACAGAUACCACCGGCGGACGAGAGCAGCAAUAGCAACGGGAAUGCGGCGCGACUAGCCCGCAAGCGAAACUAUCAGGAGGAGGAGAUGCCAGCAAUAGUUGUGCCCAUAACAACGCCAGUGGGCAACACCGUCCAGGAAGCGCCGCCAAUAAGGGAAGUUACUGCCCCUCGUACUCUGCCGCCCAAAAAGUCCAAGUUGCGGGGCAUAACCACGCGACGCAACUCUCAGCUUGAAGAGGAUCAUCAGCCCGUGACGACGCCAGUGGCUGUGCCGCUAGUCCUGGACAACGCCGUGGCCGGAAUGGCCAGUGAAGAGGCGGCCGCUGCUGCGGCGGCGACCAGCAACAACGCAGAGACGGGAGUGGUGGUUGGAGCUCCAAUUGAGGCUAGCGAUCCAGCUGCUCCGGCGGCACCGGCCCGCAUACUGACCCGACGCCGGUCAGUCCGCAUGCAGCAGAACGGCAGCGGAGCGGUCGACUACUCCACCUAAGCGUUGCUGGACCUUUUUUUUAUAAAAAGGGUGCACUCUUUAUGAGUUCGUCAUAUUGAUCGUUAAUUCCUGACGUUUACUUUUGUGCAUUGAGAUUUCAGAACCGAGACAGACUUCAUUUUAUAACUCUAAACUAUCGUAUUAGAUUCUUUUAUUUUUUUACACAUGUCUUGUAAAAUACGUUUGUUAUUUUGUUUGCAUGCAGCAUAGGCAUACUUAAUACCCGAAUUAAUUAGAAAUCACUGCAAUACAUACGAAAUAUAAUUAUGUAGACCAGUGUACCAUUUCAGCCGACAUGUACGGUCGAUCUAAACAAUAAUGCUAAAUCUGAUAAACUAUUUAUGUUUUUAAAAACCACGGCAACUACUGAAAUGCUGAAAAAGGAACUUCGACAAAA
Messenger RNA from Drosophila suzukii, 2373 nucleotides. RefSeq names its product female lethal d (gene fl(2)d). Gene Ontology annotation, biological process: regulation of alternative mRNA splicing, via spliceosome. Gene Ontology annotation, cellular component: nucleus. Lineage: Eukaryota; Metazoa; Arthropoda; Insecta; Diptera; Drosophilidae. The record is from RefSeq and is a predicted model, not a curated record.